Molecule: messenger RNA, 2485 nt
Organism: Musa acuminata AAA Group (dessert banana)
Lineage: Eukaryota; Viridiplantae; Streptophyta; Magnoliopsida; Zingiberales; Musaceae
Product: transcription factor bHLH87-like
Exons: 2
Coding region: 592-1839 (415 amino acids)
Biological process (GO): regulation of DNA-templated transcription
Molecular function (GO): protein dimerization activity; DNA-binding transcription factor activity
Source: RefSeq, a predicted model, not a curated record
GAUGCCAGCGAUUUAUAGACGACGGGAGUAAGCGGGUAUAAGCCACUGGAUUAAAGAGCUGCAGUCACAUUUUUCCGCCGGAAUGAGUUCUACUUAAUCUCCUCCUCCUCCACAGAAGUCUCAUGCGCUUCCCAGACUCCAGAAUUCCAUAAAAUCAAGGGAACAUCGCAGCCGAGUCUUUAGAAAAUAGAACCUCCAUACAGCUCCUUUAAAGAACCAAUCUCUGCGCCUACCGUUUACUUAUUUUUAAGCUUCCUUUACAGGAAUUGACCACAUCACAGAGAGCAGAAACCCUCCUCCUGCUUUAUCUCCGCCCUUUUGGACGUGAUUUGGUUUUCGUAAUAGGUAGGUGAUGGAAUUUUGAUGGCUUGUAUCUUGGGACAUAGCAAGUUUUCCUUUGCCAGCAGUGACUUGUGCUUUAGCUCUGCUACGUGCGCUGGAUGUCUUCACGAGUGAUGAAUUAUAUCGUAGAAGUAGUGGACAGAAGAAGGUCGUGAUUACUACGCUCGAGUUCCCGAGACCAACAGGGAGAUCCAAGUCAGAUUUUAAGCAUUUUAGCAGCUGGAUCUGCACGAGAUCCGGAAGCACAACAUGAAUAACUUCGGUUGGGAGAAUCCAACACCCGUCAGAAGCGAGAUCUCUGUGCCGCCAAGUAUAUCUUGGAGCAAUCGCUAUGACAACUUCACAGGCUCCAGUGAAGGCUACAGCACCUUUAACGAGAAGUCACAGCCCCACGAAUCUGUCCUCGGCUCAAGCUUAGAGCUCCACAGGAUCUUGGCACGCCAAACAAGUUCAGAUCUUGAUCGAAUCAGUGAGUCGGUGGAAAUCUCACGUCCAGCUUCGGACUCCAUAAACAAUAGCUUGGAUCUGGAAUGGUUGCAGUAUCAAGAAGCGAUAAUGUCAGGAGUUGACUCUGUUCUCACGCGACCAGUAUUAGGUAGUAGUACCCUGGGUGAGGCUGCCGCUUCUUCUAGAUUUGCCCACCCACUUACCGAGAACUUUGGAACAUCUGAGGAACUCCGAGUCGUCGGCAACAUCGAUGGCGUUCAACAUGGCAUCUCGGCCACGUUUUCUCGUUGCAAAAAUGUGUAUAGCAAGUCUGAAAACCAUGGCUCUUGUGGUCGCCAUCAACCGAACCUGGACGAUGUGGGUUCGCAGGGAUCCUCAAAGUCAGAUACUCGACGAGUCGAAUCAUCGAAGGCAAAGACGAAUGCAAAGAGCAAAUUCGAGGAGUUUGAGAUUGUAAGAGAAAGCAACUACGAUUGCAGUCUCCUCCGGUCAAAUUCUUCUACCGAGGAAGGAGGAUUUCAAAUCCAUUUCGCACGGGAACACAAAUCCAAGGAGCCGAGGCCAGAAAAGGGGUCGGGAUGGAGUUCGAUCAUCGACUUCGUUCGGGAAGGCAACUAUGAGCCUGAUACGGAGGCCAUGGCGGAAUUGAAGGAGAUGGUCUACAAGUCUGCAGCUCAAAGACCAGUGAGGCUGAGUGUGGAGGAUGCAACGAAGAAGCCAAAGAGAAAGAACGUGAGGAUAUCAAGUGACCCACAGACUGUCGCUGCAAGGCAGAGGAGGGAGAGGAUAAGUGAGAGGCUAAGGACACUGCAAACACUGGUCCCAGGGGGCAGCAAAUUGGACAUUGCAUCUGUGCUGGAUGAGGCUGCCAACUAUCUCAAGUUCCUCAAGUCACAGGUCAAGGUUCUGGAAAACGGGUCUAAUCCAGCAAACACUAGUACCGCAGAAUCACCAUUCCCAGUGCCUCUGAACCAGGCUUUUCCCAUGCAGAAGAAUCUUUUUCGACCACCCAAAACCCUAAACGCAUCCAAAAAGGUGAGGCAGAAUUAAGCCCUUCAGGGCCGACGGCCUCAUAUUAAUUUUAUCCGUAAUUAGGCUUGGGACUUGGGCUCGUGAACUCAUUCUUUUCCCCUGCAGUCAUCCUUUCUGUUAACAAAAGAAAGGUCCUGAUUCCUGAGAACCGAAAAAUGGAGAAAAGGUUAACCUUUUGAUCAAUCAAAUGAAAACCUUCCUCCUUUUGUACAUAUCUUUCUUACCUUUUCAAAGUCGACAAUACCUUUUAUCGUGCCCAUAACCAUUCCAUUCCUUCAUCUUAAGCCUAUAAUCUCUUUCUUUCGAUGGCCAUUCCCACCCGAACCCUAAACCAAAGUUACCAUUCAGUCAUGAGUACAUGCUUUUCUGCACAUGGUGGCAUGGAAAGGACAUGGACAUGACUCUCUCUCUCUCUCUCUCUCUCUCUCUCUCUCUCGAUGGUGUAAGGUUCACGGAGACAAGACUUAAUGUCAGGGGAAGAAGUAUCGGAGCUUAUGUCGGUGGGCUUGUGUAAUCGGCAUCUUGAAUUGUCAAGUUGCGAUGGGCUAUGUAAGCUAUCUGUAUCACCCACAAACCAUCAAGUUUGGUUAGGCGAGUGACGCAAUUGAUCCAACCAAAUGACAAUAACAAAACCUAUGUUGAUCUCGGAGCACUUUAAGAUCAA